Messenger RNA from Actinia tenebrosa (Australian red waratah sea anemone), 1013 nucleotides. RefSeq lists its product as uncharacterized. NCBI's taxonomy places the organism in Eukaryota, Metazoa, Cnidaria, Anthozoa, Actiniaria, Actiniidae. The record is from RefSeq and is a predicted model, not a curated record.
GAUAAAAUCCAAAAAUAAAGAAAAUCUAAAAUCCAAAAUCCAAAAAUAGAAAGCAAAUAAAAUAGAUGAUGAGCAUAACCCUUUUGUGAACAUAUUCAUUCAUUGGUCUUCAUAUCUCAAUAGACAUACAACACAGCUGGAAAUAAGGUCAACACCUCCAGGGUAGGUGCAGAAAAACAACUGUGAAUUGACUUUCAUUACGAAAUGAAAUUUUAACCCAACAGUUUGUUAUGCACUGAUAAAGAUAUAUUCCACGAAAAAAAUUAUUACAUUCGUCUUUAUGUCUCAAAAGUAGGACGUGAGGUCAUUACCUCCCGUUUACUAUUGCAUCAAAAGAGAAAAAGACAAGUUUUCAAUGUCUUUUCGUUCCCUUGCUUCAAGCUGCUUCAGGUUGCAUUAAUUUACAUUUGAAUGACAAAGAAAAACCUAGAGAAAGACGAACAUUGGCUAAAGAUAGAUGUUCAAAGCCAGUUCUUGUUCUAUCAGGAAAAAUCCUGUAUGACAUUAUAAUCAUGAUGCUGAAGAGGUCUAACRACAAGAGGAAGAUAUCAAAGAGGCACUGCUUCUCCCACAAACAAGACAGUUGUCGAGUUAAGUUCUGCUUACCUUGAUUAAGAUGAGUCAGGUUCCUCAAGCAUCGUGUAAGGCUGUGUUGUUGGUGUUAGCUGUUCUUCUUGUAGCAGGUCGUGCUGCGGAGACAAGUGAGAUACAAGACGAAGGUCAGAUGGAGAAAAGAGUUCGAGGACAGAAUCAAACGGACAUGAUGACACUGUUGAAGACUUUGCAAGCAAGAUUGGAACAACUGGAAGCAAAAAGGAUCGUCUGCCUUCGAGGUAGAGAUGGUCGCGAUGGAGUGCCAGGACUGCCAGGUGCGCAUGGUGUAAGAGGCAGGCCGGGAAGGAAUGGACAACUAGGCCCAAGAGGACCCAGAGGUUAUCGUGGACCAGGAGGAGUGGUGUACGUACGAUGGGGAAGAACCACGUGUCCUUGGGGUGCUACUCUUGUCUACAAAG